AAUACAGACAUCGUCACCCAGCGACUCCAUCAAUUACUUGCUCGACUAUCUACUGAGAACUCAAAAUUCAACCCUACACAAAAACAGAAUUUACUGACAAGUGCUCAUCAUUAUCAAUACCAAAAUCGAGAAUCCCUUGGCACCCUACCUAGAACAACACAACGACAUAUCAUAAGUCUGAAUAUGGGUGUCAAAGGUACCGAUGACUAUCUUACAGCACGCGCGGCCAACCCAAGGACCGGUCUGAUCAGUCCGAGUGUUGUGACGAAUCUGACUCCCAGGACGCCUAUGUCUCCCGCCGAAGCGCUUUCACUGUUCGGAAACGGCUAUGAGCCACCACGGACUUCAUCUCCAAAAGUUCGAAUGCCAGAAGAGCCACGCGCCACAAUAGCGAGACCAAGACCAGCAGGUCCAAGAGGCCGUUGGCGUCAAGACUCGACGGGAUGGAACAUGGAGCCAGACACGGAAGUCGGCUCUCCCAAGACCACUACGACCAUCCCAUCAGCUACGAGACCUGACUUCCAUGCAAACGAGGAUAGCUUUGUGAUUCCCAUGCCGACCGCCAAGGAUCCACAACCAUAUCGACAGGCAGACCAAGACAAGGCCGUACAGUACUACAAAGACAAAGCGCAACGACUAUCGCAUAAGGAAGGAAUGAAUGGCAGAAUGCACAGCAUCGGUGCUGGACCUCGCAAGUUUGCUCAAGCUACCAAGGCACUUCGAGACUUUAGCAAUCCUCGCUCUCAGACACCGGACGAAGAAGACACUUGCGCAAGAAAAGAAAAGGCAACUUCAUCUUCUCCACCAAUGUCUGCGGUUUCAGAGUUCUCUUCUUGCGAACCUUCGCGUUCAUCUCGGAAAUCUGUGUGCUCGCCACCACCUGGAGUUGAACGUAGAGACUCUGCCGUGAGUGUGCCAACUUCGACUCCUGCACGAGAAAAAGAAGCCUCAACCAGCCAGUGUGCCACUCUAGGAGGAGCCGAGCGUGCGCGAUCAAACUCGAACACUUCCCUUCGUGCCGGACAACACGAGAAGAGUGCACCCGUACCCCGCGAGUAUACCUCUACACCGCCUCCUCCUUACAGGAGCCACUCAAACACACCCUCUCUAUCUGGGGCGCCAAUCGCUGAGUCACUGUCCCCCCUCGAAACUCAGGUGGUUGGGUUCCUGGCAUGGGCAAUCAACCAAUUGUUCUGCAAACCAGCAUCGUCAACGCGUGAUGGUUCACCACAAGGCCAGAGUAUCGGUCUCAUUCAAGCCAUUCACAUACUAUCUGAUUCGACUACCAAGCCUAUAGAACGUUGGCAGGCGAUCAAAGCUUUGGCUUUUGUGGCGUCAAGGGCAACCAUGAUACUAUGCUGCCUAGCACUUGUCGUACGUAUUGGAACAGCCGUAGGAAGGGUGCUAGCGAUAAUGCUCUGGCCUGUCAGUAUAGUGUGGACAAUCGUAAAGUGGAUGCUAGGGUUUGCA
Molecule: messenger RNA, 1470 nt
Organism: Aureobasidium musti
Lineage: Eukaryota; Fungi; Ascomycota; Dothideomycetes; Dothideales; Saccotheciaceae
Source: the annotation of a GenBank genome assembly